Cryptococcus wingfieldii CBS 7118 is the source of this 432-nucleotide messenger RNA. RefSeq lists its product as hypothetical. The transcript has a single exon. The record is from RefSeq and is a predicted model, not a curated record. Lineage: Eukaryota; Fungi; Basidiomycota; Tremellomycetes; Tremellales; Cryptococcaceae. Bases 1 to 432 code for a protein of 143 amino acids.
AUGCACCUACAGCCCGGAGAAUCCGACCAACCCUCAUGGACCGGCGGAAAACCAAUGAUCGACAACAAAAGACACAGCGCGCGUAUCCACUUUAGCGACAGGGAAUCUACGAUAUUCGAAUUCCCAUGUUUGAGCACAGCAAUCAUCCUCAGUUUCCGAGAUGAUGAUCCAGCAGAGGACGAGAAGUUGGUAGGCACCGUCACGAAGAGCAAGCUCGAUGAGAUGGGACUGUGGCCUACGUAUCGGGACUGCUUCAAGACUGCGACGGGCGUGGAAUGGGGCCUGCUCGUUCAUGGCGAGUUUGAGAAUCUGUUUGAGGGCGAUCCUAUUAUGGAGAUCGAUCGCUCGGUGUUGACGGACACGCCAACGCUUUGCGAUGCUUAUGACGACUUCUUUUCAAGCAACACUGAAAAGGAGGGAAUAAGGGAUUAA